This is a messenger RNA of Papaver somniferum (opium poppy), 1977 nucleotides long. Its product is annotated as protein UPSTREAM OF FLC-like. NCBI's taxonomy places the organism in Eukaryota, Viridiplantae, Streptophyta, Magnoliopsida, Ranunculales, Papaveraceae. The record is from RefSeq and is a predicted model, not a curated record. The coding region runs from base 255 to 1616 and encodes 453 amino acids. The transcript is spliced from 4 exons.
UCUCUGAACCCUGAACUGAACCCUUUUUCACGAGCAGAAAGAAAAUAAGCAAUCUGUUCUGUUCAUCACUAUUCAUCUCCUCGAUUAUGUUUUUCUCUCUCUCUCUCUCUCAACGUCUGCAUCAAGUAAGAGGAGAUUAAAUAGUAGUGGUAGUGUGAAGUCAAACUAAAUCUACCCAAACACAACAUUCUGAUUGCAAUCUUUCUGUUCAAAUUUGAAACCUCAAAAUCUAACAGGGAAAGAAGGUGAGAAAAAUGGAUAUUCGAGCUACUGCUAGAGCUAGUGCAGUUAGAAACAGAAACAAAAUGAGUCCAGAGAGAGUGAGGUUAUCAUAUGAUCAUCAUCAUCAUCAUCAACAGCAGCAGCAACCAAAGAUGACGAUGAAUAACAAUGUGGUGAUGAGUAAACCGUUUAGGAAAGUUCAGGUUUUGUAUUAUAUCUGUAGAAGUAAUGGUCAGCUAGAACAUCCUCAUUUUGUUGAAGUUACUCAUUUGUCUACUCAACAUCUUCGUCUUAAAGAUUUCAUUGAUAGGCUGAUUGUUCUUAGAGGUAAAUCAAUGCCUUCUAUGUUCUCAUGGUCUUGCAAAAGGAGCUAUAAGAAUGGGUAUGUAUGGAAUGAUUUGUCUGAUAAUGACAUAAUCUAUCCAGCUGAUGGAGCUGAGUAUAUUCUCAAAGGCUCUGAAUUGAUUGAAGGAUGUUCAGAACAAUUUCAACAGAUUCAAGUGACCAAAAAACAAAACCCAGAACCAAAGUAUCAUUCAAAGAGAAGAUUACAAGUUGUUCCAUCUGAGAACAGAGAAACAGAACUAGGAUUCAUGAACAGAACAGAGAGUUAUGAUGAUGAUGAAGAAGAAGAAGAAGUAAGAAAGAAUAGUACAAGUUCAACCAAAUCAUCAUCUCAAUGUUCAAGAGGAGUCUCCACAGAAGAAGAAGAUGAACUCAUCAAAACCCAAAUCAACAAUAACCCCAGUGAAAUCACUCUUGAAGAUACCAAUAACUAUUCACCACCUUCAUCUUCUUCAACAAUAUCUGAAAAAACUCAUCAUCAUACACCGAAAACUGAUGAUCAUCAUGGCUCAGUGACUGAGUCAACUCGGAGUUCUGUUUUAUUUCAACUCAUUGCUUGUGGUAGUUCAAAUGCUAUGAGAGAAAGAAAUGCAUCUUCCCAGAGGCGUCUAAUGCCUGCUCCUCCUCCUCCCCCUCCUGUGGUGGCUGCUGCAAGAAAGAGUAAUUGCAGUAGCAAUCUCCAUAGAGGUGUUCUUUGUAAGAAUAUUAAUACUGCAAUCAAAAUGAGUGAAGAAGAAGAAGAUGUUGAGAUCAAUUACAUGUCUGAGAACCCAAGAUUUGGGAACCCACAAUCUGAAGAGAAAGAGUAUUUCAGUGGGAGUAUCGUUGAGUCAAUCACAGAGCAUGACCGAGUCCGUGAAGGAACUGAGUCAUCUCGCUUGAAGAAAUCGUCUUCUUAUAACGAAGAAAGGAGCAGGAAAUCUGGAUUAGGAUUGGAACCAAUAUCCUCCUCCAUGGAUGAAGAGGAAGAAAGCAAGAAGAAGAAGAAAAACGUGAAAGGAGGAGGAGGACAUUAUUGUAUUCCAAUCUUGACAUGUAACAACAAAUAGUAGCAAACAAGUAGAUGUUUUUGUACGUGGUACAUGAUGAUAUCUUUUGGCUGAUUGAGAUGUAGUACUAGUAGUAUGAUUUAACGUGUAGUUUGUACUCGAUAGAGAAAAAGGAGUAGUUGGAUUUCAUGAUCUCAAGAAAGUAAGUAGUCAGUCAAGCAGAGCAGAGCGCUUGACAAUGUUAUUGUUGUACUUGUAAGCUUGUCAUAAGAAGAAAGUCAUGGAGGUGAAAGAACAAGUUAAUGGCAUCCACGACUUUAGACGACGACAACAACAUGUAGUAGGAACCUUGGGAUUCAUCCUAAAGUAAGUUCUAUGAGUUAUGACUUUAUCUAUUUUCUCAAUGGUACUGCAGUUGUAA